Messenger RNA from Malania oleifera, 2110 nucleotides. Its product is annotated as pentatricopeptide repeat-containing protein At3g26630, chloroplastic. The transcript has a single exon. Gene Ontology annotation, biological process: RNA modification. The record is from RefSeq and is a predicted model, not a curated record. The coding region runs from base 135 to 1595 and encodes 486 amino acids. Gene Ontology annotation, molecular function: protein binding; RNA binding. NCBI's taxonomy places the organism in Eukaryota, Viridiplantae, Streptophyta, Magnoliopsida, Santalales, Ximeniaceae.
UUUUCUCUCCGGAUAAUCUGUUAGUUGAAGAUAUUAUAUUUUGUUGUCAGGAGAAUGAACACUCCUUCCGCCAGGGACGGACUGAGUUUGAUGACUCUGGUCGGACUCUGCACCUCGAAGCUGUCGUCUGUAGAAUGGUGGCAUGCAUGACAUGCUCAUGCUCGCCCGAUGCUCUUCCGAGGACGACAACCCCAUUCCCAUCCCCGACCUUCACGCGCAGGCUUCGUUCUCAAGAAGUAGCUCUCGCCUUACUCCAAAGGUGCUCCGACUUCAAACAGCUCAAGCAAGUCCACUCCCACAUUAUCCGGAACGGCCCUUCUUGCGAUCAAAAACUCGCCACGAAACUCCUUUGCCUUUGCUCUUCUUAUGGGAAAAUGGACUACGCCACCCUGGUUUUCCGCCAAAUGCAGAACCCUCUCUCGUUCGCUUGGAACAUCAUGAUUAGGGGCCAUACCCUAAAUGGCGACUCGCACAAAGCUCUCCUUCUAUAUAAACUCAUGAUCUUCCAAUGCGUGGCACCCGAUAAGUUCACCUUCCCAUUUGUUAUCAAAGCUUGCAUUGCGUCCUCCGCCAUUGAUAAAGGAAGAGAGGUCCAUGUGAUGGCUAUCAAAACGGGUUUUGCAGGAGACGUUUUUGUGCAAAACACCUUGAUGGAUCUUUACCUCAAAUGUGGAGGUUUAGUUGACGGUCGUAAGGUGUUUCACAAAAUGCGUGUAAGAAAUGUGGUUUCGUGGACAACCAUGCUAACAGGGCUUAUUGUGCAUGAGGAGUUAGAUGCCGCUAGGCAGUUUUUUGAGCAAAUGCCAAUUCGUAAUGUUGUUUCAUGGACAGCGAUGAUUAAUGGCUAUGUUAGAAACCAACGGCCUCACGAAGCAUUUGAACUGUUUCGGAGAAUGCAGCAUGACAAUGUGAGGCCAAAUGAGUUUACGCUGGUUAGCUUGUUGACUGCGUGUGCUGAAUUGGGAAGCCUCAAUUUGGGCAGCUGGAUUCAUGACUUUGCUCUCAAGAACGGGUUUAAGCUCGGGGCUUUCCUUGGGACGGCUCUUAUUGACAUGUAUAGCAAAUGUGGUAGUUUAGAGGAUGCAAGGGAUGUGUUUGAUAAAAUGCAAACUAAGAGCUUGGCUACGUGGAAUUCAAUGAUCAGUAGCUUGGGUGUCCAUGGAUGUGGAGAAGAAGCUCUUGCUCUUUUUGCACAAAUGGAAAGUGCUAAUGUGCAGCCAGAUGCUAUCACUUUCGUAGGCGUUCUAUGUGCUUGUGUACACACCGGCAAUGUGGGUGCUGGUGUUAAGUACUUCAAAGAUAUGAGUGAACACUACAGUAUCACACCUAUUCCAGAACAUUACACUUGCAUGAUUGAACUUAGUAACCGGGCCAACAUGUUAGAUGAGCUUUCUGAAUUGGCAGUUGUGAUGCCUGUGAAGCCAAGUCAUUGUGUAACAGCAUCAAUGCUCAGGGACAGUAAGGUAUAUAGUGUUGCUGGUGCAUAUAGAGGUAUUUCUUUUGGCAAUUCUUCUGGGGAGUUGCAUUGGUUGGGAGGAAGUUUGUGUCUUUCACCUAAAUUUCCUAGUCGAUGCACCAAAUUGGAUGUGCGCUGACCUCCUGCUUGAGGAAUCAUUUACAUUUUACUCUAUGAUGAUGCUUCUUGCCACCACAAACUAUAUAUAAGCUCAAUGUAAAUAUGUUUGUGUUUAGAGGAGCAUUGCAGCGAGGCUACAUGCUAUGUAUGUGCCACUUUAUUAAAGUUUGAAGACACACGGACUAAAUGGCUUUAUGUCUUGCAGCCCGAAUCUGAAUCCCUAAAAUUGUGCAUCCCUAAUUGAUAUGUCACUGUGGUGUUCCUCUAUUAUUCUUGUUGGGGGACGAGAAGAGGAGGGGGGGGGGGGGUGGAGAAGAACUCUGCAGGAAAGAGCAAAUAAUGAUGGGUAAUGUUGGAGCUUACAAGAUGCCUUGGAGCAAGAUCAAGAACCAAAACAAAAUACAUAAAGCUAUUAUAACUAAUAUGUGUAGUUAGAUUAGUUGUUCAAUUGCUGUUAUUGUAUCUAUAUACAAGAAGACUACUUGUAUAAUAAAAUACAGUUCAGUUUUUCUAAUCAAAGUGAAGAUAGUUGAU